AUGAUUUCAGCAGGGUUGUUGCACCCCGGUGGCGCCGCCAUAAGGAAGGAGGGCUCAGUCACUGGGGGCGGCAGCCGCAGGGUGGGGCGUAUGGUCACGGCGCCGUUCCGGGCGCUUCGCCGUCUCAGAGAUCUGUACGUCCGCAGCAUGACCGGGUGCGCCGGCAGCGGGAACUUCCGCAAGGUGACCGCCUUUCCCGGCGGCGCCUCCGCCGGGAUCCGGCGGAGCUACAGCCUCAACCCAUCGCGGGUCAGCAGCAGCAGCGAGGACGACCUGAGGGACCUCGUGCGCGCCGCCUCGCAGGGCGCCAGGGGCUCGCUCAACCUCAGCGGUUUCUACCAGUCACCCGGUGGCAAGCCCACCGUGCCGAGGAGUCAGAGCGUGGCCAUCGGGAGGAUCGACGAAGACAAGCCCUCCGACUUCACGGCGGAGCCCGUCCUCGGCCCCUUGUACCCCAGGAGCCGCAGCUGCGCUGUCCCCAAGAGGAAGGGGGGGAUGAUGGCUUAG
Molecule: messenger RNA, 507 nt
Organism: Spirodela intermedia
Lineage: Eukaryota; Viridiplantae; Streptophyta; Magnoliopsida; Alismatales; Araceae
Source: the annotation of a GenBank genome assembly